Molecule: messenger RNA, 648 nt
Organism: Arabis nemorensis
Lineage: Eukaryota; Viridiplantae; Streptophyta; Magnoliopsida; Brassicales; Brassicaceae
Source: the annotation of a GenBank genome assembly
AUGGUUGAUAAUUUGAAGCGUUUCGGUGUGAUAUCAUCGAAGCGAGUAGCUCAAGUUAUGGAGGCAUUGGAUAGAGGUCUCUUUGUACCAGUCGGAUCUCCAGCUUAUGCUGACACUCCCAUCCCCAUUGGUUACAAUGCCACCAUUUCCGCUCCGCAUAUGCACGCCACGUGCCUCCAACUCCUGGAAGAUAAGCUCCAGCCUGGGAUGCGCGCUUUGGAUGUUGGCUCAGGAACCGGGUACUUGGCUGGCUGUUUUGCUCUCAUGGUUGGAGCUGAGGGCCGCGUUGUUGGAGUGGAGCAUAUCCCUCAACUGGUUGAUAUGUCUAUCAAGAAUAUUGAAAAGAGUGUCGCUGCUUCCUUGCUCAAGAAAGGUUCUCUCUCCCUACAUGUUGGUGAUGGAAGAAAAGGUUGGGAAGAGUUUGCGCCAUAUGAUGCGAUACACGUAGGAGCAGCUGCAUCAGAAAUCCCUCAGCCCCUUUUGGACCAGUUAAAACCCGGUGGGCGAAUGGUGAUUCCAGUAGGAACCUAUUUUCAAGAGCUCAAGGUAGUUGAUAAAAGCGAGGAUGGUUCCAUCAAGGUACAUACCGAAACAUCAGUGAGGUAUGUACCCCUCACCAGCCGCGACGAACAGUUGGGAGGAUUUUGA